GUAAAUGCAUUAGGGUUUCACAAAAAGGCCUUCAUAUAAAAAAUACCCCCAUUUCUUUUUUUCAUUCAUACAAAACCCUAAUCACUCCAAAGAGUAGCUGCCGCGUAACAGUAAAGAGGAGGAAAUGGCAAAAUCAAAGAAUCAUACGGCGCAUAACCAGUCUCACAAGGCACACAGGAAUGGAAUCAAGAAACCCAGGAAACACAGACACACUUCCACCAAAGGGAUGGAUCCCAAGUUCUUGAGGAACCAGAGGUAUGCAAGGAAGCACAACAAGCAGGGUGGAGAAUCUGCUGUUGAAGAAUAGAUGUUUUAUCAUUUGCUGUUGUCUAUGCUAUGUCUUCCCUUUUAUGUUAUUUUGCACUGUUGAGAAAUAUGCUAUAACCAUUUUAUUUUCUAGUCUUGAUUCUAUAUCAUGGUAUUGUGACUUAAAUGGCAAUGAUUAUGGUCAUUGAUAGUUUUACUAUUCAGGUUUUGAUUAUA
Messenger RNA from Erigeron canadensis, 483 nucleotides. Its product is annotated as 60S ribosomal protein L29-1-like. Gene Ontology annotation, cellular component: ribosome; cytosolic large ribosomal subunit. Gene Ontology annotation, molecular function: structural constituent of ribosome. NCBI's taxonomy places the organism in Eukaryota, Viridiplantae, Streptophyta, Magnoliopsida, Asterales, Asteraceae. The transcript is spliced from 3 exons. Gene Ontology annotation, biological process: cytoplasmic translation. The coding region runs from base 125 to 307 and encodes 60 amino acids. The record is from RefSeq and is a predicted model, not a curated record.